Molecule: messenger RNA, 774 nt
Organism: Mitosporidium daphniae
Lineage: Eukaryota; Fungi; Microsporidia
Exons: 1
Coding region: 1-774 (257 amino acids)
Source: RefSeq, a predicted model, not a curated record
AUGUUUAUCUUCUUUCAUCCUCCGCCGUCCCUUGACGAUUCCAGAUGUUCAGAGGUUGACCCGUCGCUUUUUACGGAUGCCGAUCGAUUGCUUGGUUCGUUUGAGAUCAUUCGUCAAAGUGGCACCUAUGUUUGUUGUUCUUAUCUCCAUCCAAAUGUGUUAGAAUUGUCGCAAUAUUCAUCCUUUCUCGCCUUCAAUGACAUCGAGAAUCUAUCGAUGCUGGUACAUCCGUCACCGCCAAAGAAACUACAACAAAGCCAGACAAUCCUUUUAGACACGAAUGCGGUAGAAGUAGCUCAAAAAAGCGGGAAUUGCCCAAAAUUUAUAUCAGGCUAUCCCGUUUCGCAGCUUCUGCCUGUUCUUAAUCAUGUGCAAAAGGCUGACUCUUACACGAUUGCAAAUCUGCUAGUGAUGGUUCUGCAGGUGAUGCCCUUAGAAGACGCCACUACAUCGACAACACUCUCUAAGAAUAGGAUGUUGAUAUGGGUGGCCGAUCCUACUUUGGUUUAUUUUCCCAUUUACAUUUGGAACGUCACGAAAAACACUAGCCUUUUGCAUGCCGGCGAAAUUGUUUUUUGGACACAAAUUUUCAUAAGGGCUAAUGCUGGUAGGGAAAUUAUUUCAGGGCAUGCUUCGUCGGCUUCAAAGAUCAUUCAAUUUGGAAAACUUGAUCCAAAGGCGGCCAACGAUCCCAUCAUGUCGUAUUUCUUUGAAGACAAGCAGGAGGGAAAAAACCUUGUUAAAAAAAUGUGCACAGAAUAUCUGCUUUUUUAA